Molecule: messenger RNA, 9181 nt
Organism: Lymnaea stagnalis (great pond snail)
Lineage: Eukaryota; Metazoa; Mollusca; Gastropoda; Lymnaeidae
Source: the annotation of a GenBank genome assembly
AUUAUAAAUGCAGCGCAUAAAUAUUGUUUCUGUUUUUACACUGGCAACAAAAGUAGUUCUACCUCAGAUGAACAAUCUCCUUUCAUAUUGAUAGGACGUCUUUCGAACGCAAAAUGGAGGUUUCAAGGCAGUAAAUUUAGUUUAGCACUUUUAAUGGACCUAGGGGCGUCCAGAGUUUCAAAACUCUCCCAGGUUCGUUCUCAGGUAAGUUUUAAAAUAUAUACAAUACGUUGAUUUUGCUUGUAAUUUGCUUAAAAUCCCCAAAUGGAAUUUGGCUACUUCCAGUCGAGGUUGUCAGUGUCGGUGACCCUGCCCUGCCCACUUCUCUUGCUUUCUCUCCCCCCUCUCCUUCCCCAAAUCCGCUGCUAUUCAUUUGACCCGAUCGGUUUAAAAUGAUGUAACUUAAGCCUCGCCUUCUUUUUCUAUAUUUAAAAAAAUAACAACACUGUUGAUACAAAAAUGUAUCGAUAAAAACUUAUUUCUAACUCAAACGAAGAAGUGCAACCUCAUCAAAGUAAAAAAAUAUCACAAGUGAAGCAGAUAGUGAAUACAAAUAUGUCGUCUGCCCUAGCCCUGAAAUUUAAAAUAAUAUAUUAUUUAUAGUAGUGUAGGCCUCUGUCCUGUCACAGUAGUGGUUGGUCUUAAGUUUGGUAGGCUAUAUUUUAUAUUUUAUUAAUAAAGCUAUGGUUAUAGUAUACAAUAUAGGCAUAUAUCAUAUGCGUAUGAUUAUGAUCUUUGUCUUUAUUUUUUGCAUGUAUGAUGUGGAAAGCCUGUCUGUUACUUAGUACUAUCAUUAAUAUUACUAUGUAACCAAUACUACUUUACAAAGCUUCAAGAGUUAGGUUUAACAAUAGUAAGUAAAAAAUAGGGAUCAUCCAUGCACAUCUUGAUUUACUAUUAUUAUUUGAAGCUUAGUACUUAGUGUAGUGUGACAGUGACUCUGUUAAUUAAUAAGAAUAAGGGGUCAAUCACAAGAACCAUACAAUGUAUCACAACCAGAUUUGACAUGAUGUUUUCUCGAAAUAAUGAUUACAUAAAAAGUCAUUUUGUACAAGUUAUUUGAAGGUUUUAAAAAAAAAUUAUAGAAUUUUCCCGCAAGUUCUAUAUUGUUCCACAUAGUCACAUAGGUAUAAUAAAGCUUCUGAAUAUGUCGAUCUAAAAGGUUAUGGAAAUUUUAGUUUAGUUUGAUAGAUUUCUAUACUUUCCUUGGAAUUUCUUGAGUAUCUGUUUAUAUACAUUUUUAAGUUUCUUGAAGCUUCUAAUUUUAGAACUUUCUAAAAAAAAUUAUAAGGGUUUUAAGAUCAUAUAAAUGUCCUUUUUAUGUUUCUAUAAGUGUAUAUGAUUGUCUUCAAAUGUUAUGCAAUCAUAUUUAUAAAGAUAUUUUUGAUGUUUAUAGAAAGUUUCAAAUGAGUGUAGGAGGUUGUAAAAUGUAUUUUCCUUAUAAUAUAAUAACCACACCUUACUUGAAAGCUCGGGUUACAAUAAAAAUUUAUUAGUUUGUUGCAUCUAAGCCAAAAUUGGUAGAGAUACUUUUCAUAACCCCAUUUAAAAUAUCGGUGGAUUUCAAACUAUAAAUAUAUUCACAUCUUUUUUUGCAGGGGGUGGGGGGUGUGCCCAAAUUUUAAAUAAAAUAAUUUACCUUAAGCUUUUUUUCAAACAAUUUUAAUGGGACAAUUUUUAACAUAAAGUUUGUUCUUUAUUCAAACUAAGACACUUACUUCUGUGAAAUAUGAAAUAUUGCAUUCUUUUUGGGCAGGAGACAAAAAGGCCGGAGACUCCAAUAGUAACAUUUUAAAAGGCACCAUCUGUGCAAAUUCCUUCCCAUUUUAAUGGGAUGCAUUUGAAAAGUUAACUUGAAAAUUUAUUUUAUCAGAAGAUUUAUGUAGUACCUAUAUCUUAGGGUUAACUAAAUUAGACCCUUUUUGAAUGAUGAUCCUAUUGGAUCUCCCUGUCAAAAGUUGAACAACUAAAUGAACAAGUCUUAUUUAAUUGAACUUUUUCUGGUAAUUUUACAGGUAUCUUGGUGCAUCAGUGGGGUGUUGAGGGAUGGAUCGUCUCGUGAGUGGUUUGGGUGCUAGGCAGGUUAUGCAGACACUUAGUUCUAACCUUGACAAAGAACGCAGGCUAUGGAAACCAAUCUUCAUCAAAUCUGACUCUGAUCAGGUAAAACUUUUCCCUUUUAUUUGAGUUUGGGAUUUUAAAAUAUAAAAAUGAUAAACAACUUCAUUGAAUCAUUAGAUUUUAUUAGAAUAUCAAUAAAUGCGUUGUUUAAAUAUUUUGAAUUUGAAACUGUAUCUUAGUGUUUGAUGCUUGGAUGUUGAAGUUGAUUUCUUAGACUUAAAUUACUCGACCUUCACCCUCAAUCCAGGGUCAAUUAAUGUGAAAAUAUGGUGGGGAUUUCUUUUAUUAUUGAGUUUUUUAAAUUAAAUUCUAAAACUAGAUGAACGUUUGAGCUUAAGUGGUUCAUCUAAAUACUGAUGGGGAUUUCAAGUGAAGGCAGGUAUUUGUGUAACAAGGGGCUUCAAAAAUAGGUUUCAGUAACUUUUUAAAAGUUGGAUAGAGCAUGAGCGAGAUUUUAGAGAGUGUUGAAAUUAGUGGAGUCUGAACUGUAUUAUUGUUAUUAAAGUUAUAAUUUGACUUAACUGGUACAAGAUAGCGGCUGAAGUGGCAUAUUCAAUUUAUGGGCAACAGUAUAUAGGCAUUUUUAUAAUAUCCACGACAAAAGAGAUAAACAUUAUUUAAUUUGUAUAUCAUUUUUUAAAAGCAAUAACCCCAACAGAGACUUGUUUUUAAUCAGAAAAUAUUUCUCUGAUUAUUUGUCAAUGCCUUAUCUUGCAUUCUUUUUUAAUAAUUAUUUUAGGGUAUCACUGAUCAGCAGCGUGAUGAAGCUUCUGCAUGGCUUGCAUAUCUUGCAGCAGAAUUCAAAUUUUUGCCAGAAACUUGUGGCCUUGCCAUUCUUUUGAUGGACCGUGUGCUACAUUUGGUCAAGGUAAUUAAAUAUCUCUUGUUGAUUUUCUAAGUGUUUUUUUUUUUGUUGUAGCUCCUCCCUUAUGGUAUAGUAAGAGGCUGUAAAAUUGACUGCCCUCAGCAUCAUAUCAUUAUCACCUUUUUAAGGCAGGUGUCCACUUUUUAGUUUAAAAUUCCAAGACCUACCUUGCUUCUACUUUUCCCAUGGUGGCAUUUAUUUUAAAUUGGGUUUGAACAUUUUUCACAUCUUUGUCCUGCUCAUAAGAGAUAAUGCUGCCUUAGUGUGUACAUUUUCUUAAGCUGUGUCUGGUAACUGAUAACUAUUUGCAAAUAAAUUUAAGCUCAUUUAGGUUCAAUAUUAAUUUUCUUUUUCCAGGUGAGAUCUAAGUAUCUGCAAUGCGUAGCUGUGACUUGCCUAUACAUAGCAGCCAAAACACUUGAAGAAGACGAAGUAGGUUUUUCACCUUACAUUUUAAAAAAUGAUUUAAAACUUCAUAUUGUUAACUUUUCUGGAUCAGUUAAAAAUUGUUAGAAGCGCUUUUAAUUUUCGUUUGGAUUUAAUUGUUUCAAUGUUGUUAACAGAAUAUUCCCCCAACUCCGGAUCUUGUGAGGAAAAGUCGAUGUGGAUGCUCUUUUGCAGAGAUUACAAGAAUGGAAGUAGUUAUCCUUAACAAGUUAAACUGGGAUAUUAAAUUGCCAUCUGCGGUUGACUUUCUUCACACGGUAAAUUUGUUUUCUUUUCAAGUCAAGCUCAUUGUUUUUAGAAUUAAUAAAACAAAAAUGAUCUCAUCUUUUCAACAAUAGACAUGAAUAUCAGAUUAAACUAUAGGAUAAAUUAUCAGAAAUUUGCUUUUGUUUGUUGUAUAAAUUAACAGAACCAUUAAUAUAUAUACUGUUACCUAAUAUAACCAAGACGCCAAUCAUUAAAAUGUCUAUAAACAAAAUACCAAAUAUUAGAAAUACAGGAGUAAUUUUAACCAUUUUUUUUCUCUUCAGAUCCAUGUAGUGCUUAUCAUGCACUACCCCCACUUGUUGUCCAGCCAGAGCAACAUGAGCCCCUCAGAGCAUCUCUCUGUUGUUAUGCGCAAAAUGAUUAGGUGUUUAACCUGUCAUUCCCUGCAGCGCUAUCGUCCGUCAACCCUUGCAUUGGCUCUCAUCAGCUUAGAAUUGGAGCAGAUUACUCCUGGGUGGCUUCGCCUUGUUCUUGCUCUCCAAAGAAUGACCAAUGUGAGUGGAUAUGAUUAUAGCAUUAUGAGAAAUUGAAUAAACACAAUCCUUUUAUAAUUAUGUCCUUAUUUUGGUUUGUUAAGUUAAUUGGCUUUGCCUUAAUAGCAGUACUGUAUAUAUGUCUUAAUUUUUUUAGGUUGGGAGUGAGCAACUGAUGCAAUGUAGGGAAGCCAUUGCAGAUUUUUUGGGACACCAACUUCAUACUGGUUAUUCCAAAAUUUCUCGCAAGCUGUCUUCCUCUGCACCGCAGUCUAAAAAGCGUAAAGUGGAGCACAUUUUCCCAGUCUGUGGUGAUGAUGAGAACAUCUAUGAUGGAAUCAAGCGUUUGUACAAUGAAGAGAUAUUUUCACUAAACAGCGGCCCUGGUCAUAACCAUGGAGUUGACCAUGCAGCUCUGAGGACCUCUUGUGGCUUGGAGAUGCACCAAGAUUUUGAUGACCCUGCCAACCACUUGGGAAAAACCUUGCUGGUGAACUAACUCAUGUCCACUUAUGUGAUUGCUUUAGAAUUAAAGAACCAAGUUUAUUCCUGUUAGACACUAACUGCAAUAACUGGAUUGCUAAAUCAAUCUGUAAAAUUUUUAUAGUAUUAAAUGGGAGAGAGGCUAAGCAAAGUUUCUUUACUUCUGGUAUAAAUAGAUAAUUUAUUUUGCAUUUAAGACAUACAAGAAUUGAAUCUCUAACAGGAAUAAGCACAAAAAUAAGUGGACAUGUAGAAAAAGUUCUUAUUUUAUUUUAGACAUUUAUUAGAGCAUCUUUCGAAAGGCUGGAACAGAAAGUCUAGAUAUAAUAGCUAGCAAAUCAAAGAUUAUUACAUGAUUAAAAAACACAAAAUUAAGAAUUGUUAGCAGGUCUAGUUUAGAAGUAUCCAACCUUGCAAAUAAGAUCAUUUUACAUUGGGACUUCCGAAGUUAAAACUUUAGGGUGAGGUAAUUAAGAUCUAAUCAUUUCUGUAUUUGUUUGUAACUUGUUUGAAAUGUAUUUGUUCAAUUGGUCAUAAUUCCCUCAUGUGGAUGUUCAUAUUCUUUUCGAUCUUCUGAAAAAAAAAAAAAAAAAAUUAUUCAGCCUCAAAAAUAACCCCAAAAAAAAAAAAAAAAAAAAAAAAAAAAAAAAAAAAAAAAAAAAAAAUUUCUUUAUUUGGUUGUAACUUUUUUGUAAUGUAUUUUUUCAAUUGGUCAUAAUUCCCUCAUUUGGAUGUUCAUAUUCUUUUCGAACUUCUAAAAAAAAAAAAAAAAAAUUAUUCAGCCUCAAAAAUAACCCCAAAAAAAAAUCAAAAAUAAAAUGCAUAACAAAAAAAACAAAAAAAGCAUUUAUAUCGUAUGAUAUUCUUUUAUGUUUGUGCCUUUACAAUGUCUUUUCAAGACCAAUUAAAGGAUGUGAAGUGUGAGUAAGUGAAGUUAAUUCUGUCACCAUGUUAGGGAAUAAGUCAAAGAUGUUGCAAAGUUCAAAUAAUAGCCUCAGAACUAUUUAUGCACCAUGAGAAGUUAAUUUUAUUUUUAAAAAUACUACCAGAUAAAUAAAUUAAAAGAUUUAAAUCUGAUAUCAAUGAAUGAAUUGUUUGUAAUUUCAUGGUUGCUUGACAUCUUUUUGUGUCAAUAGAAAAGUGUGCCCCACAAUAAAAGGAGUUGGUAUAUCACGGCAGCAGUUAACACUGGGGUACAUUUUAAGUCUUUAUUUCAAGGGUGUUGUGUAUGAUAAAUCAUACUUUACGACGUAUGUUGAUUCAGGUGAUUUAUUAUGACUGACGGCAACUUUGUGACUAAUUGGAAAGACUGUGAUUAUUUGUGUACGUAUAUUUUAAAUGAAUUCUGUAAUAGAAUGGGCAAUCCAUUAUACGUUUGUAAAGUUAAAAUAUUGUUUAUUUAUCUGAAAUUUGAGGGAUAUAGCUAGGUGUAAUGAUCCAUUAAACUUAAAGGCACCUUAGGUUUAUAUCAACUUGAUAUCAUGUGUAGAUAGUACUCUCUGUCUCCAUUGAAGAAGGUUGUCCAGUUGAGUGACAGCCUGUAAGAAUGUUUUUUUUUUCUUCUUCUAAAAUGAGCAUAUUGUUCUUUUAUGUAUUAGAAAUAAACUUGGUGUCCUUGGUUUAAGUUUGUGUACAUAUUUUUGUCCAAAAAAAGACGCCAAUGUUUAGUUUUUGAAAGCAGUUGCACGAAUUUGUUGGUUAAGAUUGGUGAACCAGGGGUUGGUCACAUUUCAAACUUGGGGAAAACAGGGACUUCAGUUAUUUCUGUGACAUUACUAACCUGAAACCAAUAAACAGAGUUUCUUUUCCCUUUCAUGACACAUGUUUAUAAUCCCCAACCUACUAUGCUAUGUAAGAUAAGAACAUUGUGAAUCUCAUUGAUCAUCCAACUUGGCAGUGACGGUCAACUGCCUUGUUCCAUCUGUACAGAGCUAUCUAUUAAUAUUAAAAAUUUGCCAGAGGCCUUGGUGUUGACACCUUUUAUCAGGCUUAAUUUCAUCACUUCAUUCUUACAAAUGUAUAUACUGUAAGCACCUUGUAAAGCUCAGGGUUUCUCAAUCACAUGACAGCUUUUUUUUUGGGGGGGGGGGAUCUAAAUAUGCAUUUUAGCAAAUAUUAAAUAGUAACUUUGUUGGCAUUGAGGAAUUUAAUUUUGAGAAGCCCUGAAUUUGGUUAAUUUCUAUUUUGGGGGUUCAAGCUUUGUACAUUCCAGUGUGCAAAUUUUAUCUACAGUGAACAUGAAUUGCCCCAAUGAGUUUACAGCAGGUGUUGAUGGCAUAUUUUUCAAACUCAGGAUUGGUAGAAUGGCAAUGCAAUUCUCAUGUCUGAAUUUCUCAUUUCUCUGAUGAUCAUACUUGGUCGGCUUCUUACAAUUCUUCCAAGUAAAUAUUGUAAUCGUCUAAGCCCUUACCACCAUAUAGCAAUAGAUUAUAAUGCAUUUUCCCCCUCGGUUUGUGUAGGACUUGAGAAUGGAUCAAUGUGAAAACUUGAUGGCACAGACACCAAGUAUUAUUUCCUCUUGCAAUAAAUAAGAAGACCUCCCAGAAAAAAAAAAUGUUGACUUCUGGCUCCAUGAAAUCCAAAAUGUCUUCUUUUUUAUUGCAUUCAUGUUUGUUCAAGAAAUUUUUAAAAAUAUGGCUUCAGUUUGUCUCUGUGAGCAAGAGCCAAUUUUUAAAAGAUGUACUACCUGUACUAUUCUCCUCAAGAUGAUCAAGAGCAGAUAAUGAAGUCAUAUUUUUAGACAUUGUAACUGUAACAUUUACUCAUUAAUCAUUAUGUACAUCAUUUUAUCACUAGAAAUUUAGAAUUAAUCAUGUAUCCUGAGGCUGUGUUUCUUUUGCCAGUAUUUAUUUUAUUUUUUUUUUGCUGACAGAAUUCGAUAGGAAAGUGGUGUAUCUUUAAAAUGUCUAGUUUGUGGCGUAUGAUGGCUUGGCAGGCUGCUCAUCAACAAGUUUGGGCUGGGGAUGGGGGGUGGAUUAGCAUGCAGAAAAACAUUUUUUGUUGUAUGAGCUUUUAAAAAAUAAAAAAAAUUCUCCACUAGACUGUUGUGCUAUUUUUACCUUUAAAGUUUAUUAGAAAGGUUUACUUUGUGAAAGUGGCAUUUCAAAUCUAAGGCAAAGAGAGUUGAAUUUUAAAUCUUUUCAGAACACAAAUAAGUUGUAUGUGCAUAUUUUUUUGUCUUCCUUCUUUUUAUUGUUAUUGAGAUAAAAAAAAAACAACAAUGCAUAAAGUUGUUUUGUUAUCAGUUUAUAAGUCUACCUUUUAAUAGGUUUUAACACUGACAGUUUGACAGGGCUUCAGUGAUCACAUCGCAACAUUUCUGUUUAAAAUGUUCUUAAAAAUCCACUUCAUGGAAGUGUCUUCAGUUUAAGUUUUGAUAUUUCAUUACAACUCGACUAUAAAGAAGUGUGAGCAGACACAUAUGUGAAUAAGAAUUAGCCACACUUUAAAAAAAAUGAUUACAUGGAAAUUAAUAUUUUUAAAAAAAGUUUCAUAUCCCAGCCAAAAAUUUAUGGAAGCCCAUUUGUUGGACUAAUUGAAAGAAAUUUAGCAAUAUUUUUGGCACACAUUCAAACUGCCUCAUAGUUGGAAUCCAAAACUUUAUUUUAAUUUAUGAAUACAACAGUAGAGUAUACUUACUCCCACAGCCAUGUUGACCAAAAUAUUGAAAAUGAUUCUGAAACUCCAAUUUCAAUUUUUGUUUGUUCAUCAUGACACCAAGAUUGAUGAGCCAUCAUAUCAUCUUCUAAACCACAUUUGUUGAAUGGAAUUAGAGUAAUAGUUUGACAUUUCGAACUCAAAGUGAAACAUCAUAACUGCAUUCCAGCACAUUGCAGAAAAGUAACUUGAGAAGAGUCAUGAUGAAAUUUAGGAUCUUAGUUAGCAGAAGGUAUCCUUGGAGCUAUUAAAUACCUUUGGCAUCUUCUCAAUACUGUUGGCAGAGAAAGUAUAACAAGCUCCAUCUGUUUUCUGUGGAUGGCUUACAGAUUUUUAUAAUUUUUAAGUUUAUAUCAUUUUUAUUUUGGCAACCUCUGCCUAAAACACAAUUUUUGUCUUGAGGCACGAAGUUGCAAAUGAGUUAUACCAAAUAUGAAAUGCUGGUGUCAUUAUUUUUAUUUCAUUUGCCACUAUGCCAGCUUGUGUAUAGUAUAGUAAUUGAUCUUUACUUAGAUUAAGAUCAGGCAGAGCUUUUUAUUAAUAUAAUUUUUUAGGGAAGCUGGAAGGAUUGACACAACAGGUUCAAUACACAAAAAUCUGCCAAUAAUGUAGGGGGCUUUAAAUAAUCAUAUUUUUGUUGUGUGGUCAAAGUAUAUAAUGGUAAAAUAAAUAUGGUUAAAAUUUGGUGCUUGACAGUAGUUUCCAUGUAGUAACAAGCUACUAAUAUAUAGAGUUAACUGAAUUAGUACAAAAAAUAUAGUGCUUGGGUAGCAACAUUCUUUCUUUCUGUUAAAGGUAUGUAUAAUAAUGAUGUCUUCAUCCCUCUUUCAACCAUGAAAUACAACACUCAGUAAUAAACAUUCAACAG